Messenger RNA from Lemur catta (Ring-tailed lemur), 2540 nucleotides. RefSeq names its product calcium regulated heat stable protein 1 (gene CARHSP1). Gene Ontology annotation, biological process: regulation of mRNA stability. Gene Ontology annotation, cellular component: cytoplasm. The coding region runs from base 68 to 511 and encodes 147 amino acids. The transcript has 4 exons. The record is from RefSeq and is a predicted model, not a curated record. Gene Ontology annotation, molecular function: mRNA 3'-UTR binding. NCBI's taxonomy places the organism in Eukaryota, Metazoa, Chordata, Mammalia, Primates, Lemuridae.
CGCCCCCGCUCGGUCUCGCAGUCGGAGCAAAGCAGCUGGCGGAGCAGAAGCGGUCCCCAGGUCAGCCAUGUCAUCUGAGCCUCCCCCACCGCCGCAGCCCCCCACCCAGGAGGCUUCGGUUGGGCUGCUGGACACCCCUCAGACCCACGAGCGCUCUCCGUCCCCUCUGCGGGGCAACGUGGUCCCCAGCCCACUGCCCACUCGCCGGACAAGGACCUUCUCAGCGACGGUGCGGGCUUCACAGGGCCCCGUCUACAAAGGAGUCUGCAAAUGCUUCUGCCGAUCCAAGGGCCAUGGCUUCAUCACCCCUGCUGACGGCGGCCCCGACAUCUUCCUGCACAUCUCCGACGUGGAAGGGGAGUAUGUCCCGGUGGAAGGCGACGAGGUCACCUUUAAGAUGUGUUCCAUCCCGCCCAAGAACGAGAAGCUGCAGGCUGUGGAGGUGGUCAUCACCCACCUGGCGCCGGGCACGAAGCAUGAGACCUGGUCCGGACACGUCAUCAGCUCCUAGGGGACGCUGGAAGCACCCCUUCUCCUGGGCUUGCGGGAGACUUUGGGGGGAGGAGGAGGCAGGACCACACUGGAGAUGACAUUCUAGCACACGAGAUGGGGCUUCAAGGGGGGGGCACAGUCCCUUUCAAGUACCUCCUGGAGAAAGGGGGGGCAGGCACGGGGGUGCUCGCGGCCACCAGCACAGCCUCUGACCAUUGCAACAACCUCUCACCAUCUGAAAAGCAUUAAAAGCAUUUUGAAAGGACAGGCGCCGGCCAGUGGCUGAGUGGAGGGGCCUGGCCCAGCCCAGGGUGUGGGUGGGAGGUGGUGUGUCCCCAGCCACCAAGAGAAGCCGCUCAGCCCGCAGAGUCCCUCUUCCCGCUGGAGUUGGAGGCUCCAGAUCCCCAGAUCCGGCCCCCGGGGGAUGACAUGGCCCCUGCGUGACUUCCCCAGGGUGGAUUUCCACCUGAGUGCCCCUCUUGUGUGUCUCCUGCCCGAGCAGCCUUCUCAUUCUUGAUUAGUUCUGGGGGAGCUGGCUUUAGGGGAGAUGGGGUGGGGUCUUUUGGAUUGGAGAGAUUUUCUCUUUUGGUGCCUUUGCCUGUCUGGGGAAGACACGUUGCCCGGGAGCCCUGACCCCUGGGCGUUGUGGUCUGGGGUGCUGGGAGGCUGCACCCCAGCUCCUUACGGCCCAAUCUGUCCCUCUGUCUGCUGGCGGAGUGACCACCCAGCACCCAUUUCACAGCCUCUGUCGUGAAGGUGGGGGUUGGGGGGUGACGGGCGUGGGUAGCAGAAGGGCUUGAGCAGAGGGGAGGGUCUUUGUUAAAAACAAACUUCUCUGGCUCCAUCCCGGAGAGAGUAGGUAGAGAGUGGGUAGCGGGCUUCCCGACAGCCUUUGGUAAAGUCAAACACCGAAGGAGAAAUACACCCUUGGUGAGGGAGUUUUCUUUAAAACUGCUCUUAAGAAAUGCUUAGAGAUUUCUUUUUCCCCCUCAUUUUUGAUAACUUAAAGCUCUCACCCAGAACCAGCUCUGUGUGCACUUUGCUGCUGACAUUGCAAACUUUGUAGGUGUUGCCAGUCAACAAAUCCUUAGGAUUUUCUUUGCUGUGGGUUUUGGUUUGGCUUGAGUUGUGAUUUAAAAGUAGAAAUAGCUGGGUAGUGUGUUUUGAAAUAUAUGGCCUAUAUGUAGUCAAGAAUCCGCUCCUCAACGCAGGCAGCAAAGCUUUUGAAACGGUGGCUUUUGGGCAGAGCACAGCGGGCACUGAUGGCUUCUUCAGGGCUCUUAACCCUGUGGAUGUGCUCGUCCUUCCGCCUGAGAACUGCUUUCUUUGGAAGCGGGUGGAAGGGAGUUGGUUGCGUGUGUGCACGGAAACGCACGAGCCACGCGCAAGCUGUUCGCUGUGCAGCUGAGUAGCGCGACCGCUUUCCUGGCCUGUAGCGCGCCUUGGAGUCCUCGCCACCUCCCACCUCCCACCUCCCACCUCCCGACUCCACCGUGGCUGGGUCAAAGGUGGCCUUUUACCCUCCAGCCUUGGCUUGUUCCCCAGGUGGCUCCCCGGGGGCCUCUCUGUUGGGUACGGAUCACACUUCCAAAGCCACUUCUGCCAAGGGUUCUCCUGGGGCUGAGAACCUUGUCUCGCUCCCCCAGUCUCUGUGGCUGAGUCCUGGUCUUGGCGCUGUCACAGCUCACCGUGACCCCACGUGCUGGUGUCCCGGCAGGCUCUGGCCGGCGGCGGGCUUGGGAGUUGCAUUCUGCGGUUCGGAGGUGACCUUUGGAUUCUCUCGCUCGGCAGAACCCGCUGUGAACGGCUCUUGCCCUGGCCUCCCUGUGUGGCCACAUCUUUUCCAAUCGAUGAGUAUUCUAGAACUGCAGGGUGUUAGAGCCGGAAGGGACACGGACUCUCCGCUGACAGAUGGGGAAACUACUGGAGGCUCUGGGAGGGACAAUGGGGUGUUGGUGACCAAGCUGCAAGUAGAAUCCAGCAUUCCCAAAUCCGGGUCUUUCCUCCCGCCAGCCACGUUUCUCUCAAUAAAGUUUGGUUUUGUGCAA